This is a messenger RNA of Acanthamoeba castellanii str. Neff, 2565 nucleotides long. RefSeq lists its product as uncharacterized. Bases 1 to 2565 code for a protein of 854 amino acids. The record is from RefSeq and is a predicted model, not a curated record. NCBI's taxonomy places the organism in Eukaryota, Discosea, Longamoebia, Acanthamoebidae. The transcript is spliced from 4 exons.
AUGCCGCACACGAAUAACAAGAACAGGGAGAGGGGAUUUGAUGGACGGGGCGGCGGUCUGGCGCGACUGAGGGGACGAGGCGGCAGAGGUGGAUUCGCGGGGCGAGGCCGCGGGGAUGACGGAGCUCCUACUUCGCCACCGCCGCGCGCUCCCGCCACAUUCAAGUCGCGCUACUCGAUCGAAGCGAAAUCGCCUCAGGCGGGCGACAGGAAGCGCAAACGAUCCGAUUCAUCGCCCCCUCCUCGAGGAAAUGCAGCAUCAUCUUCAUCUUUUGCUGGCCGAGGUGGUGGCCGAGGAGGUCGUGGUGGGCGCGGUGGCCGAGGCCAGGUCGAUCGGCCCAGCAGCAACAAGACCCCAUCUCUCGCCGCCCUACGCGCACAAUCGGCCUCGGGCGAUCGGAAAUCACCCGCUACUCGCGAUUUCAAGUCACAAUCGCGAUUCCAAGAUGCUGACGAUGAUGCGUCCUCCUCGAAGAUGAAGUCAAAGCAACAGUCGCGCCCUAAUCAGCGAUUCAACGAUUCAAAGCCAUCUUCGAGGCCGGCGGCCAAGCCGGCCGCGACCAAGCCGGUGCUGCAGCUGUCGAAGGAGGAGCAGGAGGAGCUCAAGCCGCUCAUCAAGGCCCUGCGGAACCGCAAGCAGUUCCACAUGCUCAAGGCCCUCAAGCGCCUGCGCAAGCUCGAGGAGAAGGACAAGCCGCUGCCCAAGACGAAGGCCAAGAAGGGCGAGGCCGCGCCGCCGCCGCCGCCGCCCGAAGAUGCGGCCGCCAAGCUCGAACGCAAACGGACCAUGGCCGCGCUCGAGCAGGAAGUCGAAGAGAUCAAGACUCUGGAUCUGCAGCAGGUGAUCGACCGAGCGCUGGCGCGGCCGGGCGUGAAGCCCCAGCCCUUCGCUUCGCCCGCGCACGCGGAGCUGGCGGAGAAGAUGCUCACCUCCAAGGCCGUGCUCGACGCGCUCGUCAUCUUCCGCCCGCUGCCACUCUCCGCCGCCGCCGUCAGCCGGCCCGCGCCGGCCGUGCGCGCCGUCAACUUUGCGGCCCUCAAGCCGAGCACCAGCACCACCACGACCACUACCAGCGAGAGUGUCGACAGCAAAUGGCCAGUGCCGACAGCGAGCGGCGAGGGCGAGGUGAUGAACAGGAAGGCGAGGCGGGAGGAGGAGCGGAAACGGCUGCUGCAGAGCGACAUCGAGAAGCUGAUGAACGCGAACGCGCAGCCGGCGUCGGCGCCGAUGCAGCAGGAAGGCGAGGCCGAAAGCGAAAGCGAAAGCGAAAGCGAAAACGAAAGCGAAGAGGAGGAGGAUGAAGAGGAGGAGGCAAGCGACGACGCUGAUGGCAAUGAAGAUGAAGAGGGCGAGCAGGAGGAAGUCAGCGUGGAAGAGGGUCAGCCGAGGAAGAGAGCGAGGCUGGACUUGGCUGCCUCGACGGCCGACGACGACGACGACGACGACGACGAAGACGACGACGUGAUCGAUUUCGAUAGCAGUAGACUCGCCUUCAGCGACGAUGAAGAUGAGGAUGACGAGGGCGAGCGAGACGAUGGACCCAAGCAGCGCGGGGAGAACAGCGACUGGAGCGGCGAAGAAGACGAUGACGAGUUUCCCUUCGAGGAGCCGUCUGACCUCGAUGACGACGACAAAAACGAAGACGAAGAAAAGAACGAAGAAAGCGAAGAAGACGACGACGAAGUGAUCAACUUCGACAGCAGCAAGGUGGCCUUUAGCGACGACGAAGAUGACGGAGAGGGCGAGCAGGACUUAGGACCCAAGCAGCGCGGGGAGAACAGCGACUGGAGCGGCGAAGAAGACGACGGCGAGUUCCCCUUCGAGGAGCCGUCUGAUGACGACGAGAACCAGAACGACGACGAUGACGACGACGAUGAAGUAAUCAAUUUCGACAGCAGCAAGGUGGCCUUCAGCGACGACGAAGAUGACGAAGAGGACGAGCAAGGCGCGGGACCCAAGCAGCGCGGGGAGAACAGCGACUGGAGCGGCGAAGAGGACGACGACGGCGAGUUCCCCUUCGAGGAGCCCUCCGACCAUGAUGACGUUGACGACGAAGACGUCGGUGCACAGCGAGCAGAGGCGUCGGCAUCUGCGGAGAUGGACGUGGAUGAAGAGGAAAGCUCUGACGAGCAGGAGAGCGCUGACGAGGGCGCGGCUUCCAUGUUCCUGGAAACGAUGGGCGACUUCGCCAGGAAGGCCAGCCACGGCGGUGCCACCCAACGCAAGGCGGCCGUGGAGCGAAAGCCGGUCGCCAAGCGUGAACCCAAGCCUCCCGCACCUCCGAGAGGGAGCGCGGCGGCGGCGGCGGCGAAGCAGCCGUUCGAUGCGAGGCGCGCGGAGAUGGCGCGGGCGGCCCUGGCGGCGGCGCGGCCGGUGGUGAUGCUCGACAAGGAGAACAAGACGCGGCACAAGAGCAACACGCAGCGCGACUCGGACAAGGCCCGGCGACGACGCAAGACGAGCAACAAGUGCCAGGACGAGCACAUCUCGUGGACCCUCAAGCGCAAGGCGCGCGAGCGGCAGGCCACCACCAUCUUCCGCGGCCAACGCGUCGUCUUUGAGUGA